UCGAAAAUCGUCGUCUCGUAAUUGCAGUUUCAGGGUCGCUGUAAUAGAGUCACUGCGUCUUGUAUAAGUUGUAUUAAUAUCUUUGUACGACUGGCUUACAGAGUACUGCGGCUGAGAGAAUCAGCAUGCUAUUUAUGGGAAUAGUUGAAUAUUUUCCGCACUUGCUAUAUAUUUGAAUUUUGAACUGAGCUGAAAAUGACAGUUGAAGUAAUCGGAAAAACUUGUAGCUACGAGUACGAACCGGGAUCAUUUAUAGGAAGAGGGAGUAACGGAACUGUAUACAAAGCGGCGAUUACGGAGCACGGUAAUUUCGCUGGAAGCAGGGAGGUAGCGGUGAAGGUAUUUCGAAGUUUCGUUUCCCGUGAACAAGCAUACGUGUCGAAAAUGAAAAUAAAUCUAGAACUGGAGCAUCCCCAUCUAGUGAAGUAUCACAAGAUGACGGUGUUUCGGGAGAUUGUGCGCUGCUCCAUCGAAUUGCUCAUGGAUUACUUUCCGGACGGCAACCUGGGCGGAUUACUUCUCCGAAUCCAAAGAGGGGGCCGUCCACUUCACCCGGUAAAAGCUAUCUCGUAUGCAGUGGACAUUGCGGAAGGUCUGCAAUAUUUGCAUGAGCAGCAGAUCAUACACUGCUAUUUAAAACCUGAAAAUAUCCUAGUCGACAGCAAUGAACGUCUUCUGAUUUGCGACUACGACGACUCUGUUCAACUUCGGGGAAACAUUACAGUUGUUGGCGCCAUACGUCACAAGGGGGGAUAUGCUCGCUACAUGUCACCAGAAAUGGUUGCACUUGCAGUGCGCCCUGAAUCUUUAAAACGACCUGUUGGAAGAAAAACGGAUAUCUGGAGUCUGGGCUGCAUUUUUCUGCAGCUCGCACAGUUUACUGUGUCUACGAAGCCCGAUUGGUUAGUUGAAAAAGACGGACGCGUACUGUACACCCUUGGAUCCCCCGAUGCCGAUAUGGAUCCGAUAGACGUCGGAGGACCUCCGUGUCCCCACCCGUGGCAUGCCAGAGCGUUCGGCUCUGAGCUCACGUCGGUCUCGGAUUGGACCGCCGGAUCGGAGCUGCCGAGCCGCUCUUGUGCAGUCGAUCUCCAUUCAUCGGAUUCUCCGAUUCAUUACGACGGAUAUUGCCUCAGUGAAAGAUUUCUAGAUUUCACUUCGGUGUUUUCUGUUUUGUUUUUCGCUGAUGUUUUGCUCACGAUGAUUGAUGUUUUUGUUCCGAUCUAA
Paramacrobiotus metropolitanus is the source of this 1227-nucleotide messenger RNA. RefSeq lists its product as uncharacterized. The record is from RefSeq and is a predicted model, not a curated record. Gene Ontology annotation, cellular component: cytoplasm. Lineage: Eukaryota; Metazoa; Tardigrada; Eutardigrada; Parachela; Macrobiotidae. The coding region runs from base 196 to 1227 and encodes 343 amino acids. The transcript is spliced from 2 exons. Gene Ontology annotation, biological process: protein phosphorylation. Gene Ontology annotation, molecular function: ATP binding; protein serine/threonine kinase activity.